ACGGAUGGUUGGGGGACGGGCUGGUGACGGCGGUCGGGCUCUCCGGUUACAUCCCUGUGCCGCGCCGGCGCUCCGACCCGUCUCCUGUAAUCCAGCGCGGCAGCAGGGUUUAAUUAAUUAAUAGGGGUUGGAGGCAUGGGGAGCUGGUGGAAGGCGAUGCCGGGGGACGGAGAGCGGAGCAGCGGGAUCCCAUCUACCCCCCCGGCAUUUGGCCGAGGAUUUGGGGAGACUGGGGAUGCUGGGGUGCAGAGCAGGGGCGUUUUCCGGACCAGCGGGAGGAAACGGCACAUGGGAUAGAGGGAAAACCAGGGAGAUCUCCACCAUUAAAUGUUUACCCCAACUGGGGAGACGAUGCUUCUGUGUCAGAGGAAACUUGUAGCAAGACAGCUACAAGUUAAUGUGGCCCUGGCGAGGAGGAAGAGGAGGCAGAGGUGCUUCUGCUCUCAGCUGGAGCUUCGCAGAGCCCUCCCCUCGCGCCGCACGCUUGCUCCGCGCUGCCCCAUAAAUUAUUUAAGUGCUUUUGCUUUCCCGUAUGAAAUAUUCAGCCCGCUGCCGAGGGAGCUGGGGAGGGCUUGGGGACGGGGGGGGACGAGCACAUGGAGCCGCUGGUGCGUACCCGGUCAGGGGAGAGGGAUCUUUGGGAAAGGUAGAAAUAACCCUGGGAUGGCGUCGCUGCUGGAUUUGGCCCCUCUGCCAUAAAUGAGCUGCCAGCCGGCGCUCACGCGGCGGCUCUGCCACGGCACGUGCCGGUGCCACCGGCCCCAGGUGCUGGCAGGAUGACAAGGUCUCGUGUUCUGCUCCCCCCCCCGCACCCCAGACAGGAGCUUUAAUUGAUGCUUUUUAACGAGAGGGCCGGACUCUGCUCUCGCUUGCGCCCGCUAUGGUGUAGGAGAUGUUUCGUGGGGGUCCCCCUUGGAUGGGGGCUGAGGUUGCAGCCGGGUGUUGGAUGAGAUGCUCGUGGGUGCCGGCCCGGCAGGGGAGAACACCAAACCUGCCGGCGGAGGUGCCGGCAGGGCUGCCUGUCCUCUGCCAGUGCUGGAUUUGGCCCUCGGCUCCCCUGCCCUGCGACAGCGCGGCUGGGAUGCUGCUGUGCCCCGGCGCUGGCACGUGUCCGUCCCCAGGGCAGGGACUUUAGCUGCGUCACCGCAUCCCCGCCUCGUGUGGGACAUCUGGAUGUCCCAGCCUUCAACCGAGCCCUCACACCACCGCUCAGGGCUGCAAACCCCACCCCGAAACCUGCAAAAUGGGUGGCGAACCCCUCGAAAAAGGGCUGUGACUGUCCCCAAAGCCACCGUUGGGACCACAACCCCGCCGUGCUCUUCCGGAGCAGGGAGGGACUCGGUGAAAGCAACGCCCGACUGCUUUUUUUCGGUAGAUGAAGCUGUUUUUUGAGGGCGUUUUCAUUAAAAAGAAGAAGGAGGUGGAGGGGGGGGGAAGCAAGCCCUGAGCAGGGCUGGAAACUUCAGCGACAGGAAGGAAAUGGGGUGGUUUAUUUCGGUCUCGAGUUUGCUCGUCGGGGCAAGGCUUGCCUCUUCCGUGUGCCGAUAGCAGCCCCUCCAUGAACAAUGGGGUCGCGGGGCCCUUCCCAGCAGGAAAACGGCUCGUUCCAGUGAAAUCUCCCAGUUGGUGCUGAGUCAGCAGGUCCUGGUGGGACAGAGCGUGGUGCGGAGGGUGCCGGGUUAACCGGCCCGGUGCUGAGCGGGAGCGAACGUACCGGGAGAGAUGGACACCUUCAGCACCAAGAACCUGGCCCUGCAGGCCCAGAAGAAGCUCUUGAGCAAGAUGGCUACCAAGACCAUAGCCAACGUCUUCAUUGAUGACACCAGCAGCGAGAUCUUGGAUGAGCUCUACCGGGCCACCAAGGAGUACACCCACAACCGCAAAGAGGCCCAGAAGAUCAUCAAAAAUCUCAUCAAGAUAGUUAUGAAGUUGGGCGUGCUCUACCGCAACGGGCAGUUCAACCCUGAGGAGCUGGUGGUGAUGGAGCGUUUUCGCAAGAAGGUGCAUACCUUGGCCAUGACAGCUGUCAGCUUCCACCAGAUAGACUUCACCUUUGACCGCAGGGUCAUGUCGGGUGUGCUGACGGAGUGCCGGGACCUGCUGCACGAGGCUGUCAACGGCCACCUGACGGCCAAAUCCCACUCCCGCAUCAACCACGUCUUCAAUCACUUUGCGGACUAUGAGUUCCUCUCGGCUCUCUAUGGGCCGUCCGAGCCCUACCGCACCCACCUGAAGAGGAUCUGCGAAGGGGUUAACAAGAUGCUGGAAGAGGACAACAUAUGAAGUUGGCCAAGAUGGGCCAUUGGCAGCGAUUGCCAGACUCUGCCUCCUGUGAGACCGAAGACGGGACGUAUGUCUGUUUUGACCAUCACCAGGCUUGACGUCCUCUCCUCUGUAGCGCUAACUCAUUUUUUCCUCAUUUCUACAAAAGACUGAACCUCUUGACUUUGUCUAACCCUUGCCCAGGGUCUGCAAACCCCUCCCUGUGCUCGGCUGAGUCCUUUCCAGGUGAUCCUGGGCUUCUGGGCUCCUGCUGUAUAGUUUGAUUUCCUUUGCCCACCAAGUGCUCUUAGCUCAGAGUCCAAGGAACUGGACUUCUCACCUUGAACUCUAUCAUAACCCUCCUCGGGGAAAACCAAACCAAAGACUCGCGGUGCCUAACACCUCUAAGGUGUCUCUGAGCGAGCGGGCAGUUGCUUGGAUGAACGGUUGUGAGACCUUAUUACCGGAGGGUUGUGGAGCCCCAUGGUUGUCUUUCAGCAGCUCCAUGACGUGGUGGGAGCAAAUCAUGGUCCAGACUUGUGCUGCCCAGGGUGAGAAGGUGCUUCUGCACCUUGCAGGCUAGGUUUUGGCCUCCUAUAAGACAAGAAGGAGACCUUCUGGUCUCCUUGAGACCAGAAGGAUCCCACCUCGCCUGGGCGAGUGGCUGUCCCUCGGGGCAGGGAGGGAGCUGGAGGGACCUGCUCCGUCCCUGCGUCCCAGGUACACCCCUUCAUCCAAGACCCAACUCCCCCCGCCAGCCCCCCGCGACGGUACCACUGUGAUGGCUCUGACACCUUCCUCGGUGGUUGUCCAAAGCUCUCCCUAGGAUUUCAUACGUUUUACGUGUCCUCGACUGAGUUCUGGUUGUUAUUUUUUAGCAAACUCUGUAGCCCUGAUGAGUUAUUUAAAUAAACUCACCUGUUUGGCCUGGGUGCUCCA
Aquila chrysaetos chrysaetos is the source of this 3201-nucleotide messenger RNA. It is a transcript of the gene TNFAIP8L1, whose product is annotated as TNF alpha induced protein 8 like 1. Gene Ontology annotation, cellular component: cytoplasm. Lineage: Eukaryota; Metazoa; Chordata; Aves; Accipitriformes; Accipitridae. The record is from RefSeq and is a predicted model, not a curated record. Gene Ontology annotation, biological process: regulation of apoptotic process; negative regulation of TOR signaling. The transcript has 2 exons. Bases 1723 to 2283 code for a protein of 186 amino acids.